AUGCUCGGAAUCACAAAGACCCUCGUCGUUGCCGCCAUGGCGCUUGCGGCUGUCGAUGCGGCGCCCAGCCCCCGCGACGACAAGCAGGUCGUCCACCUCGUCAACGCUAACGUGCCAUCGCCGAACCCUCAGGCCGGCACGAUCGUGCACCGCGAGGUGGCGAGGUGCAGCGACCCCUCGGACGCCUUUUUCGACUACAUCUUGGACAGGAGCCACGGCGUCUGCCAGGGUUACGGCACCAGGACCGCCGAGGACAGGACGUGCAACUUUGACCCGGAGACGAACCCGCACGCCGUGCACAGGUUCAGGAAGGCGUGCAGGCACGACGGUGCGCCCGCCGUCUACUCCAAGAUCAGCAACACGACCAAGAUCGACAUCUUCAUGGUGGAGCCGCGCAACGCGUCGCAGCUCAUCUUUACCUGCAACGAGGCCCGGCUCGACACCGUCUACCCCUACUACCAGCUCGACACUCACACCUGCAAGACGACCCGCGAGGGCACCAAGGACUCGCUCGUCUGCGUUCCCGACCAGGCCAAGCUCGACGAUGCCAAGACCUUUGUUCACCUCCAGAACGCCUUCUACGUCGGCUGCGAGGCGGCCGAGGGCGAGUUCUGCGUCAACCGGGGCACCCACGUCGAGGACGGCCCCUGUGGUCGCAGGAAGGGCAUUCCGCAGCCCUGA
Pseudozyma flocculosa PF-1 is the source of this 681-nucleotide messenger RNA. RefSeq lists its product as uncharacterized. The record is from RefSeq and is a predicted model, not a curated record. The transcript has 2 exons. The coding region runs from base 1 to 681 and encodes 226 amino acids. Lineage: Eukaryota; Fungi; Basidiomycota; Ustilaginomycetes; Ustilaginales; Ustilaginaceae.